Messenger RNA from Balaenoptera ricei (Rice's whale), 1973 nucleotides. It is a transcript of the gene CTH, whose product is annotated as cystathionine gamma-lyase. The record is from RefSeq and is a predicted model, not a curated record. The transcript has 12 exons. Gene Ontology annotation, biological process: transsulfuration. Bases 210 to 1427 code for a protein of 405 amino acids. NCBI's taxonomy places the organism in Eukaryota, Metazoa, Chordata, Mammalia, Artiodactyla, Balaenopteridae. Gene Ontology annotation, molecular function: pyridoxal phosphate binding; cystathionine gamma-lyase activity. Gene Ontology annotation, cellular component: cytoplasm.
CCGCCCCGAGGUGAAGCAAAGCUCCCCGGCCCGCUAAUAGAGUCUCUGCUACAGUCCGGCUUUUGUGCGCUCGCCGCUGGUCACCCGGUUGGGCGUACCUUUACCUCUCUUUCGCCUAAUUCUUCGGUGUCUUUUUCAAGCCCCGACUCACCAGUUUCAUAGUUUUAUCUUCCUUGCUCUUUAACUCUCGCCUUCCUUCGCAGAUCAGCAUGCAGGAAGAAGACGCCUCCCCACGCGGUUUCCUACCUAGGUUCCAACAUUUCGCUACGCAGGCCAUCCAUGUGGGCCAGGAACCAGAGCAAUGGACUUCCCAGGCUGUAGUGCCCCCCAUCUCACUGUCCACCACGUUCAAGCAAGGGGCUCCUGGCCGGCACUUGGGUUUUGAGUACAGCCGUUCUGGAAAUCCCACCAGGAAUUGCUUGGAAAAAGCAGUGGCAGCACUGGAUGGGGCUAAGUAUAGUUUGGCCUUUGCUUCAGGAUUAGCAGCCACUGUGACUGUUACCCAUCUCUUAAAAGCAGGAGACCAAAUUAUUUGUAUGGAUGAUGUGUAUGGAGGUACAAACAGGUACUUCAGGCAGGUGGCAACUGAAUUUGGAUUAAAGAUUUCUUUUGUUGAUUGUUCAAAAACCAAAUUGUUAGAGGCAGCUAUUACUCCAGAAACCAAGCUUGUUUGGAUUGAAACUCCCACAAACCCUAUCUUGAAGAUGAUUGACAUUGAAGCCUGUGCACAUACUGUCCAUAAACAUGGAGACAUUAUUUUGGUCGUGGAUAACACUUUUAUGUCGGCAUAUUUCCAGCGGCCUUUGGCUCUGGGAGCUGAUAUUUGCAUGUAUUCAGCAACAAAAUAUAUGAAUGGCCACAGUGAUGUUGUGAUGGGCUUAGUGUCACUUAAUUCUGAGAGGCUUCAUAAUAGGCUCCGUUUCUUGCAAAAUUCUCUUGGAGCAGUUCCAUCUCCUGUUGACUGUUACCUCUGCAAUCGAGGUCUGAAGACCCUACAAAUCCGCAUGGAGAAGCAUUUCGAAAAUGGAAUGGCAGUUGCUCAGUUUUUGGAGUCGAAUCCUCGGGUAGAAAAGGUUAUUUAUCCUGGGCUGCCCUCUCAUCCUCAGCAUGAGCUGGCAAAGCGUCAAUGCACAGGUUGCCCAGGGAUGAUCACCUUUUAUAUCAAGGGCUCCCUUCAACAUGCUGAGACUUUCCUCAAGAACCUAAAGUUAUUUACGCUGGCUGAGAGCUUAGGAGGAUAUGAAAGUCUUGCUGAGCUUCCGGCAAUCAUGACCCAUGCUUCAGUGCCUAAUAGCGACAGAGAAGUCCUUGGAAUUAGUGACACACUGAUUCGACUCUCUGUGGGCUUAGAGGAUAAACAAGACCUACUGGAUGAUCUAGAUCAAGCUUUGAAGGCAGCACACCCUCCAAAUGCAAGUCACAACUAGCAUUCCAGAACUGCUAUUAGAGGUUGCUUCCUGUGAAGAUCAAAACUUCUGAAUAAUUGAAUGGACCAUUAAUGAGCCUUCGCAGAAUUUUCAAGUGAAAAUUUUAAGGCACCUUAUUACCUUUCACAACUGUAAUCUUCCUGGGAUCAUUCCUGUUAAAAAGUUUCCUCUUUCCCGUAUUGUAAUUGACAAGUCAAUUCUGUUAAGAUCUUUUUGUUAAUUUGGAUAUACAUUUGCCUCUGAAGGAGGUGAGAUUUGUGCUGCUAUUGGGGAUUGUGUUCUUUUUUUCAAGCUUAAGAUUUAUGUUGAUCAUGUUUACAAUAUAAUGGUAUUUCAUUUUUGAUGCUUUCUGAGGAAUUUAAAUUUUUGAAUGAAUGUUCUUAAAUCAAGGGUGAUUUUGUAUAUUGGUGAAAAUAGCACUCAAAGCAAUGGUUUACACUUAAUACCAUAAGCCAAAAAUCAAAUAUCUGAAACGUCUGUGAAAUUCUACUGAUUUAAGGUUGUACUUACUAUUUUUUUAAAAAAUAAAUCUAAUUAUCAAGUGUA